This is a messenger RNA of Paraphaeosphaeria sporulosa, 1380 nucleotides long. RefSeq lists its product as uncharacterized. Gene Ontology annotation, molecular function: chloride channel activity. Bases 1 to 1134 code for a protein of 377 amino acids. The transcript is spliced from 3 exons. Lineage: Eukaryota; Fungi; Ascomycota; Dothideomycetes; Pleosporales; Didymosphaeriaceae. The record is from RefSeq and is a predicted model, not a curated record.
AUGCCAUCCCGUCGCCCAACCUACCCCCUGGCGCACUCCUUCCGCCACAAGCCCCGGCGCGUCCCCCUCGUUCUGCGCUUCACAAAGGGCUCGAUCCACAGCAUCGUCUUCAUCCCCGUGCUCCUGCACUCUCUCUUCACAGUCCUCAUCGUCUACCUCGACACUCGCGUCCUCGAAUCCCUCGGCCUUCCCUCUACAAUCAUCCCGUCUCUAUCCAUUGUUGUGGGUUUGAUGCUCGUCUUCCGCAACUCCACCUCCUACGACCGCUUCUGGACCGGCCGCAACUGCCUCACGACCAUUGGGACCAGCGUGCGGAAUCUGGCGCGCAUCGUGCUAGUCAACGCGAAAGGCAAUGGGAGGUUGGGCGAGGCCGAGAAGAGGGAUACAGAGCAUGUGCUCAAGGUGCUGAUUGCGGUGCUGUACGCCAUCAAGCACAAUCUGCGCGCCGAGUUCAACAUCCCACCUGCUUCACUCGAGGCGGCGCCUGUGUUCGACGCGCAUUCUACGCCUGUGUCGCGGAGGCCGAGUUAUACAGAUCGGCCUACGCCGGCGUCGGAGGAUGUCGGGGAGAAUGGGCUGGUUGAUGGGGACGGGCUUCACCAGCCAAAGGACGUAUAUCGUUCUCUACUUCCGGACGGCCUGCGGGGAUAUGAAGACGAGGGUCUGAGUCUCCCGCUGCAGCUCAGCGUGCUCAUCGAGUCCUUCAUCCGCCGCGGCGUCGACCGCGGCUGGUUCCACGCCCCGCUCGCCUCGCAGAUGACCGUCCAGAUCAACUCCCUCGUCGACGCGUACGGCCGUAUGGAAACCAUCCGCUCGACCCCGAUCCCAGUUGCCCAUCUCAUCCACCAAAAACAAGUCCUUGCCCUCUUCACUUGCGUGCUGCCUUUUGCCAUCGUCGACGACUACGUCUGGUGGUCCGUUCCCAUUGUUGCUAUCGUUGCCUUCACGUUGUACGGCAUCGAAGGGAUUGGCCAGCAGCUUGAGGAUCCCUUCGGCUACGACAGGAACGACAUCAAGAUGGAUGGCAUCAUCGAAGACACGCGGCGUGAGGUUCUAACGCUGCUGGCUGAGUGGCAGAAGGCGCAGGGCGAUGCUGAAGACGAAGGCGCGCAUUUGGGCGGCAUGUUCACUUGAUCGCCGGGGUGGAUGAUUUGAUGAAGUACGAUCUGCACGGUAUUUGGCGGGCUCGUGUUGUUGCGUUUAAACGUCUGAUUUUCAAGCGUGGAGUCCAAUACCCAGUGUUGAUGUUGCUGAACAGAUGUGUAGUACAAGGUGAAUAAAGCUGCCGAUCCGAGACAUUAGGUCUAGAAAUCUAAGAACCUGUGUUACCAAACCAACAACACUCGCCCAUCGCAGCAUACACGCCGACUGAUCCCAAAU